Molecule: messenger RNA, 1035 nt
Organism: Stylonychia lemnae
Lineage: Eukaryota; Ciliophora; Spirotrichea; Sporadotrichida; Oxytrichidae
Source: the annotation of a GenBank genome assembly
AUGACAGAUUUCUACAUAGAUAGAAACAAUAUUCUUUAAAAUAAAUACAGAGAAGAAUAUUUGGAGAGACACAAAAAGAGAUUAGACGAGAUUUCAAAAAGAAAGGCAAAGAAGAACACAGCCUCCCUUGAAAGUGAUAUAAGUGUUAGACUCAAUAAUAACAAAAGGCAAAUUCAUGAGUUAAAUCAGCACAGUAACAUUAACUUAAUUUUGAUAAAUAUUCUGGAGAUAGAUUAAAAAGAGGCUACUGACAAGAGUAAUUAACUGCUAUUAAGGAAGCUUGUUGAAAUUUAAGCUGGCAAAAGAUCUAUACUGCCUAAGAGUCAUUCACAUUCCUAGCUUGUUACUGACUUUAGAGCAAAGAGUUUGCAUAUUUCACGGAGAAAGAUUGAGCUCGAAAGAAUAGAAAAAGAAAAUCUAAAAAUAGCUUAGAAGAUCUAUGAACUAAAACCUCAUUUGUAAAUUUCCGAAUUUGAAUAAGAGUUUGAAAAUCAUAAGAAAUACGCAAGUUCGAUUAGAAAAUUGUACAAGAAAAAACUUCCAAUUAAUAAUGGGAAACAUGGUGCUCUUCCACCCUUGGGAACAGCAUCAGCAGAUGAAAAUAAUGAGGAGGAGAAUGAGCAGCCUGAUAGAAGUUAACUCAAAGAAGUAUCUUAAUCAAUGGAUGAUGCUAUGUUAUAGCAAGUGAGAUAGUUAUCAAAGACCUAAGAUAAUUCUACUGAUAGAGAUUUGAGAGAUAGUGUUAUACUUCUAGAAGAAUCAAAGGAUGGUAAGCAAGAAGGGGCUGGCAACCAUGGUGGAAAGAAAGAUAAGACUGAAAAGAAGUUACAAAUCGUUCAAUACAAAGCUGCCAGCAAGGACACCUUGAAGUUAUAUACUAAGAAAACAUCACCUAAGAGAGAUAAAAAAGGGCUUAAAAAUGGGGAUAUUGAGUCAGCACUUAAAGAAAAAAAGGAAGAAUAGACAUAGUAAUAACCAGUGGGACUAAUUCAAGAUGAGCCGAAACCUGAUAUUGAAACAGAGCAACCAGAGUGA